Messenger RNA from Acromyrmex echinatior (Panamanian leafcutter ant), 1588 nucleotides. RefSeq names its product band 7 protein AGAP004871. NCBI's taxonomy places the organism in Eukaryota, Metazoa, Arthropoda, Insecta, Hymenoptera, Formicidae. The record is from RefSeq and is a predicted model, not a curated record. Gene Ontology annotation, cellular component: plasma membrane.
UAUAACUUUGAUACGAAAAAUUUCAUCGGGUUCAGUUUUCGGUAUAUUUCGGUGUUCUGUUUUAGGUGGAACAUCCUGUAUAUUGUGUAUCUUCCUGAUACUAUAUUUUUAUAAUGAUCAAACAUGUGUUAAAUGUACACACAUCAUUAGUUUAGAAAUCUUUUGUUUACUGGAAACAAAAUGAGUUUUGCAAAGCAUUCAUACAGCCCAUUUUAUGAUUUUUGAAAACUUUCCUGGAGCUUUCUCAAGCUUUCCUGAAUAAACACAUUUUCUUUUAUAAAUACGUGGAUCUUCAAGAUAAUAAUUGUACAGGUUUUAAAGGUGUCCGUUCAGGGCCAAAAUUAGCCAUUUUUAUACUUUCUCUUUUGUAUAAAGGCUGGUAUAUAAUCCAUUUUUAUUGUAAGACAGUUUUCAAAUAAUGUCUUAAGAGAGAGACACUAAUACAGUCCUCUAAUUGGUCCGUGACAUCUUGAAACAUCUGAAGAUAGUAUUAAAUAUAAGAAUCGACUAUGAAUACUGACCAAAGAGUGGACGUAGAAGAUAGAAAACGAGGGAUGAAAGAACGGUGGAGAAUGAAGGAAUGGCGGUAGCUAGCGAAGGUAGGUAGCCGUGGACGCGCAUCUCGCGCAUGCUGCUUCGAUGAAGACGAGAGACGAGGAUAAACGUAAGGGUGGAUACUGGACUGAAAGAGAAAGAACGAGAGAAGGAGAAUGGGUUGUAAGAGAGGGUAAGGGAGUUAGGAAGAGGGAGAAACAGAAACAGAAUAUGAGAGGGAGAGAAAGAAAGAUUGCCCUGGUGGCAACAUCUAGUCGUGGUCACCGUGUGAAAGGUGAAUAUCGUGCUAAUAAUCCAAUUCGGUUCUCUCGAUACUUCGUUCUUUCAAUUAAAAUAUCUACCAUUUUUUUGAGUUGCUGAGCUAACGAUUCUGCCUGAGUGAGUGUGAGAAACGAGAGCAGGACAUUCUCAAGAUGACGAACGCGGAUGACAGUGCACAGGGAGAUGCGACAACAUGCGGGAAUAUCUUGGUGAUAUUAUCGUGGAUUGUUGUAAUAUUGACAAUGCCGUUCUCUCUCUUUGUUUGUUUCAAGGUUGUACAGGAGUAUGAAAGAGCUGUCAUAUUUCGAUUAGGACGUCUUCUAUCAGGCGGUGCUAAAGGUCCCGGUCAUGGGAGGGGGAAAUGCAUCACAGAUAUGGUUCGAGGGGCAAGGGAGGGAGCAAGUGCGUCGUUUGGCGAGGGAUCUACGAAAAGAAGUUUAUUCUUUCACUCUCCCACACAUUCUGUUCCCAAUCCAUUGUCUUGCUUUGCAUUCAUUGAAGUGUGCAGUUCUCUCUCCCACUCUUUACGGUUCUCUAUACUUACCAUCUUAUUCAUGUUCUCUUUUUUUUCGCUGUGGUCUACAUUUACUAUACAGGAUGUUUGAGAAUUCGGAUAUGGAUUGCACAGUGUGAUUGUAUGUGCCAAAAGAAGUAACUUUUUUCUCUGGCAAAACGAGAGCAAUUUUAAGUUAACAAAUGAGCGUUCCACGUUACGCAUAGAACAGGAGCGGCACGCACACACAUGGCACGACUCUGCGUAUGAAUAUGUAUC